GCGGCCCCGCCGUCACCCGGCGUGCUGGGGAGGCCGGGGAGAGUUCCCCGGCGCUGCAGGCUUGGAAUGCUGAAGUUACUUUCACUUUUACAACGGGAUAUGGGUAUUUCUGUGGCUGAGCCUGAGCACACACGGGGAGGUAUGCAGACGAGCUUCUGGCCUGCCAGAGGUCACCCGGCUGUUUGCUCACUGCCCCGACUCCCACUGUCUCAGGGCAGGGCAGUGCACUCCCGCUGAAAAGAGGCGCUUCUAUUCUUGUGGGACGCCUCUGUGUGAGGGAAAUUUGCUUCACUGCAAGUUUGGGUAUGAGAUGCAGUGUGUUGAUUAUAAGCUACUCUUAUUGUUACAUUUUAGUGUGCAGUUACAGUGACAUGGCAUGUCAAGGCUUCCUCGUUUUUGAGAGGUGUUGACAUGCUCUUUGAGGAUCCUCCUAUUAUGCUGAAAAGCAGUGUCACAAAAUAACUCCAACUUCUGUACGGUAACCUCUGCUGGUAGACAUAUCUAGCAAUCCUAGGAAGACCACACUUGGAGCUAAUGUAGAUGACUCUGUGCCUCUGUUCAUGCCUUCCUUUGUGUGCCAGUUUUUCUGUUUCAGCAAGCCUGGAGUUAAAUAGGACCUCUUAAGUCUUCAGGUGUAUAGAGAUUUUACAAAUUUGAGGCAUGAGGACGAACAGGACUUUCCAAGCAAUUUGGAUACAGAGAUUAAUGUAAUUAUCAGUUAAGAUUGAGUUGGAAACAAAGUUCACAUUUUUGAAACCUCUAUCUUUGACAUCCACAUCUUUUAAUUGCAUAAGUAUUUUAAGUCCUUAGGCUCCUAGAUAUUUGGUGCUGGACCUGAGCAGAGCCCCUGCUAUUUACAGCAGAGCUAAGUGGUGGCACAUAUGUUUCACUGGUAGUGAAGAGGAGGAGACAGAAAAUAAAAGGAUAUUCCUCUGCAUGGGAAUCCAUCCUAAUGAAGGUUUUCCAUUUUGCAUAAAAUUUGUAUUAGGGCUCCUGGGCACACAUAUGGUGACUGCUGAGCAAUAGUUAAGGUCUUGAUCUUGUCUUCCAUUUUUGGCUCAUGUAAGAAUUAGUUAUGUAAAAAUACUUAGUGUUGGUCUUACAUAUUGGGUUUUCUCUUUUAAUCAACUGCUUGCAUUAUAGCCUGUGUCCUGCUUUCUUUCUGUGUGGUUGUUACUUCUGACUGUUUGUGAUACAAACCUUUGAUAAGUAUUUGACCUUUGCAUGUUAUGGUGGCAUAUUAUGGUACCAAUAUAAUUGGUAACUUUAAGUUUCCAGCAUUCUUUUUAAGCCUUGUAAUUAAAAACUUGAUGAAUUGAACACAUUAAAAGCCUUCCUUUGCAGUAGUAAAAACAAUUAGUGAAAUUGAAAAUUGGUCUGUAAGGACACCCCACCAGACCAAGAUGCAACAAAGCACACUGAAAGUAAAUUCAUGUCUCACAAAAGUAGGGUGUAAAUAGAGUAUAAAUUAUCUGGUUUAUGUUUUACAGCAGAUGCUAAAGGAGACCAGAACUUUUGCACAAAAAGUAUUUGAAUCAUACAUGUACAUGUAUUAUUUUAUUACUUUGUCUUUGCUGUCAUCAGGCUUUACCAUGCUCCGAGCCUUUAGUCACACAAAUGGUAGGUGCAUGUUCCACCAUACUAAGUGUUGGCAUCAUCGUAAGUCUGUGCUGGCAAUCAGGAGGGAAGAUGUUAAUGCAUGGGAAAGAAGAGCACCUCUAGCACCAAAACAUGUUAAGGAGUUGACAAAGAUGGGAUAUAAGGUCUUGGUGCAGCCGUCAAACCGGAGAGCCAUCCAUGAAAAGGAGUACAUCAAAGCAGGUGCCAUUAUUCAAGAAGAUAUUUCUGAGGCUUCUCUGAUAAUAGGUGUGAAGAGACCUCCAGAGGAAAAAUUAAUCCCUAAAAAGAACUAUGCCUUCUUCUCUCACACUAUUAAAGCCCAAGAGGCAAACAUGCCCCUUUUGGAUGAGAUUUUAAGACAGGAAAUUCGACUGUUUGACUAUGAAAAAAUGGUUGAUCAUAAAGGAAUGCGAGUUGUGGCCUUUGGAAAGUGGGCCGGUGUAGCAGGAAUGAUCAACAUUCUACACGGACUGGGUUUACGAUUUUUAGCCCUGGGACACCACACUCCCUUCAUGCACAUUGGGAUGGCACACAACUACAGGAAUAGCAGUCAGGCUGUGCAGGCAGUACGGGAUGCUGGAUAUGAAAUAUCACUGGGAUUGAUGCCAAAGUCAGUGGGGCCCUUAACAUUUGUGUUUACAGGCACUGGUAAUGUUUCUAAGGGUGCUCAAGAAAUGUUCAACGCCCUCCCAUGUGAGUUUGUGGAACCACAUGAAUUAAAGGAAGUUUCCAGAUCUGGAGACCUCAGAAAAGUCUAUGGGACAGUGUUAAGUCGUCACCAUCAUCUUGUAAGGAAACGUGAUGGAAUAUAUGAUCCAGUAGACUAUGAAAAACAUCCAGAAAAUUACACUUCUCGCUUUCAUAUUGAUGUUGCACCCUACACAACUUGUUUAAUUAAUGGCAUAUACUGGGAGCAACAUACUCCUCGCUUGCUAAGUCGACAGGAUGCUCAGAAGCUGCUGGUGCCAGUUAUUUCUGCUGAUGGUUCAACAGAGGGCUGUCCUGAGUUACCACACAAACUUCUGGCAAUAUGUGACAUUUCAGCAGACACUGGAGGAUCUAUAGAAUUUAUGACAGAGUGUACAACAAUUGAGAAUCCAUUUUGUAUGUAUGAUGCUGACCAGCAUAUCACUCAUGACAGUGUUGAAGGCUCGGGGAUUCUAAUGUGUUCCAUUGACAAUCUGCCAGCUCAGCUUCCUAUAGAAGCAACAGAGUACUUUGGCGAUAUGCUUUUCCCAUAUAUUGAAGAGAUGCUGUCAUCAGAAGGCUCAGAACCUCUUGAAAAACAGAAUUACUCACCUGUUGUUCGAGAUGCAGUGAUUGCAUCCAAUGGCUCACUGACACCUAAGUAUCAAUAUAUCCAGAAACUGAGAGAGAGCAGGGAACAGGCUCAGUCGCUAAAGAUGGGUGAUAAGAAGAGGGUUUUAUUGCUCGGAUCGGGCUAUGUUUCUGGCCCUGUACUUGAAUAUCUCACUAGAGAUUCCAACAUUGGCAUCACAGUUGUAUCUGUCAUGAAGGAGCAACUUGAGCAACUGACAAAAAAAUACAGCAAUGUUACUUCAGUUCAUAUGGAUGUCCUUAAGCGGGAGGAAAAGCUGUCCUCUCUGGUGAAGAAACAUGACCUCGUAAUCAGUUUGCUACCUUAUUCAGCACAUCCUUUUGUUGCUAAGAAAUGUAUUGAGAACAAAGUGAACUUGGUAACAGCCAGCUACUUAACACCAGCUAUGAAAGAACUCCAGGAGAGUGUAGAAGCUGCUGGUAUUACAGUUGUCAGUGAAAUGGGUUUGGAUCCUGGUCUUGACCAUAUGCUGGCAAUGGAAUGCAUUGACAAGGCAAAAGAAGUUGGUGCUACGGUUAUAUCCUACACUUCUUUCUGCGGUGGCCUGCCAGCUCCGGAGCACUCUGACAAUCCUCUGAGAUACAAGUUCAGCUGGAGUCCACAAGGAGUGUUGCUGAAUACAGUUCAGUCUGCCACAUAUUUAAAAGAUGGAGAGAUUAUCAAUAUUCCAGCUGGAGGAGCAUUACUGGAUUCUGUCACUCCAAUGGAUUUUUUCCCAGGAUUAAAUCUUGAAGGUUUUCCUAACAGAGAUAGUACAAAAUAUGCUGAGCCAUAUGGUAUUCAGACAGCUCGCACUUUAUUGAGAGGCACCUUAAGAUACAAAGGAUACUCCAAAACUAUGGGAGGCUUUGUAAAACUAGGAUUAAUUAACCCAGAUCCUUACCCUUUGCUAAGCUCAACCACACCACCUCUAACCUGGAAAGAGCUCAUGUGCAAACUGGUUGGAAUUAAGUCUCCUGUUGAGCACCAUGUUCUUAAAGAAGCUGUAUUUAGCAAACUGGAAAAGGACAAAAGUCAGCUGGAGGCAGUAGAAUGGCUAGGUUUAUUGGGAGAUGAACAAGUUCCAGCAGCAGAUUCCAUUGUGGGGGCUCUUGCAAAGCAUAUGGAGAUGAAGUUGCCCUUUGGUACUGGAGAGAGAGAUAUGAUUAUUAUGAGAAAUGAAAUAGGUCUCAGGCAUCCUUCUGGUCAUUUGGAAGACAAAUUUGUUGAUCUGGUUGUCUAUGGAGAUAACAAAGGACAUUCUGCAAUGGCUAAAACAGUAGGAUACCCCACGGCUAUUGCAGCGAAGAUGGUUCUAGAUGGUGAAAUAGUUGCCAAAGGCAUGGUUAUACCCUUGACGAAGAAUGUUUAUGGACCAAUACUUGAACGUGUUCGGGCAGAAGGCAUUGUGUACAGUACUCACAGUGUUAUCAAACAGUAACUGGAAGCAGUGGAUUUAACCAGGUCUUGGCUUUGUUUGGUUCCAACCUCUGCCGCCCCUUUAAGAAUCUCAAUUUGAACCAGCUAAAGGCAGCACCUGCCGUUUCAUACACAGAUGUUGCCUUCCAUAAAACCUGCUUUGAUGUAGAAACUGUAGAUACUCAUGAAUUUUGGUAUUUUCCUCUGAAAAUUGAUAAGCUUUCAUGUACGUGUUUCAGCAUCGAUCAGAUCUUUCCUUAGAUCUUUUUCUAAAAUAUCUUGGAAGGGUUGGGUUUGUUUUUUCUUUUUUUUUGUUAUAGUUUAUCUUCCAGCUAUAUAGGGUUAUUAAGACAAAUUUAAGCUUAAAGAAGUAUCUAUUAGUGGAUUCUCUUUUGGUGGGAAAGUCUAGUUAAUGAAUUCCAUUGAUGAAGUUUGCUUGUUCAUGUGGUAAAAAUUUUUCAGAAUAAUGGAGAUGAAAGUGAUAUUUAAAAUUUUAAGUCUGAUUGUUCCUUCCCCUUUAACAGUAUUUUUGAAUAUUUUCACAAUAACAAUAUGCAAGAAAUAGUUUAGAAAUUCUGCACUACUAGCAAAUAAGAACCUGUUAAAUCUUAAAAAUGUUCAUUUCUUAAAUAUUUCAAACCUAGAUCUUAAUAUUUUUUUAAUCCAUUUAUAAUGAGUGUAAAUUUAAAUUAAUUGGAGGAGGGAGGAAGUUUAAAGCAAGCUUCCUCCCCAUACACUUUCCUGUUACAGAGUGGAAGCUGGUUGCAAUAUGUUGAAAUACCUGCUGUUUUGUAUUGCCUUGUGCUGUGGAGAGAGGACAUUAACAUUUAGCUAGGCAGCUAGGAAGGGCAUUCUACAGUUAAUACAGAAAUACAACAGUUAAUGUGGUUAGAAGCUGCUCCAAAUGAUGUUUAGUCCUUCCACUUACACUAUGUGCCUUGUCCAGGUUAAGUACUGUUACAAAGGGAAUAGAUUGUGUAGUAUAUGCAGCUUUGAAAUGCAGUACGCUUAGAAUUUUUAAUUGCCACAUUUUAAGUUAGCUUCUGCCCUUCUGCUAUCAGGCUUUUCAAGUAUUCAUUUGGGAGCCUAUGCAUACUACUCAGUACAGUGCCACUUUAGACUGAUGGGAGUUUGCCGGUGGGCCAGCUCACUUGCUGCUGAGUGCUGUGCUGCACAGAUCUGUCAUCCCCCCUCUAGCUGCAGUUUAGCCACAUCAGUCCAGAACUGAACUUUAGCCCAAGUGCAGCUUCUCUGUAACAAAGCAGCAGUUGCCUCCUUCCAGUUCAGGGCUGCUUCUCUGGCUUUUGCUUAGGGAUUUCUACACCACCUUGCAAUGCAAGCAUGGCCUAAACUUCACAGUUAGGUCUGUGAGGUGUAAUGCUGUGGGCAGAUAGUAUUUGCACUGGUACCUGUGCAGCUGCCUAGAACUUCCCUUUUCUAAAGCUGAAUACUGAUGCUGGAAGCUGUCUGCUUUCAACUUUGCUCACAAGCGCACUUUGCUGAUAAAAGCACAGCCUUUUACCUCCUGAGAACCAUAGUGCUGUAAUUACAGUUCUGAGGUGAUGGAAUUCCAGGUGUUGUUUUGCACAGUAGGAAAAGCAGCCAUAACAAUAAUUCAAGUUUUGAUCUCCAAAUUUUGCUACUCAGGAUUUGGAUUUUCUUUGUGUAAAUGCAAUGAAGUAGCAGCUGCAAUAGUUAGGUGAAAGGAGCCAAAGGGAGAAGGAAGAGUGAAGGGCAGAGUAUUAUUCUCAAAGAGAAUACUGAACCAUUGAAUAGUUUUGUCAUGUCAAAUUUGGAUUCUGUUAAAGUGCCAUGCAUAUAUCAGAUGAAAUUCUGUUACAGUGCCAUGCAUAUACUGGACGAAAUCCUGGCUCCACAAAGUUGCUUCAAUUCUCACUGACCUUACAGGCUGUUGGUCUGUUGUAUGGAUGGUGUAGGCAGCUGGGCUAAGGAUGAAUGCAGUGAAUGUUCUGCUCCCUGCUGCCUCCUCCUUCUCCACGUAGAUUAAAGACCUACAGCUAAGGAUUAAAGUUAUACCUGUAUCUGCUGGUCCCUUCCAGCCCAGUACUUGGUGAGACCAGGAUUUUACUUUAGAAUUCUCUGAUCCCCCCCUUAGCUCCCAAAUACGCAACCAUGGAGUUGUGACUCUGUAUAUAUGCAUGCACUAUACUUACUUUUCUGCCUUGGAAAUGCAGUAUGCGAAGAAAAUCGGAAUUUUAGAAGUAUCUAAUAUUUUUAGAGCACUAAAGAAUGAGCACUACAGUGUUUCCUUCAAGAAACACUGCUACUAUUUUUGGAACAUUUUGUAUCGAAGUAUAUUUCUGUUUCCCAGUGCAAUGCUGCAUUUUGUUUUCUACAUUUAGACUUAAAUGAAUUUAUUAUUCUUCUUUUUGUAUGAAGAUUAUACUUCUCAGUUCUCUUUGCAUAUUAUUGGAAAGAUAAUUAUAUCUAAUACACAAGAUUGCUUGAAAAAUAAAUUUGAAAUCCUC
This is a messenger RNA of Pipra filicauda (Wire-tailed manakin), 6846 nucleotides long. It is a transcript of the gene AASS, whose product is annotated as aminoadipate-semialdehyde synthase. The record is from RefSeq and is a predicted model, not a curated record. NCBI's taxonomy places the organism in Eukaryota, Metazoa, Chordata, Aves, Passeriformes, Pipridae. Gene Ontology annotation, molecular function: saccharopine dehydrogenase activity. The coding region runs from base 1494 to 4379 and encodes 961 amino acids. Gene Ontology annotation, cellular component: cytoplasm. The transcript has 23 exons.